Saprolegnia parasitica CBS 223.65 is the source of this 1827-nucleotide messenger RNA. RefSeq lists its product as hypothetical. Gene Ontology annotation, biological process: proteolysis. NCBI's taxonomy places the organism in Eukaryota, Oomycota, Saprolegniomycetes, Saprolegniales, Saprolegniaceae. The transcript has 4 exons. The record is from RefSeq and is a predicted model, not a curated record. Gene Ontology annotation, molecular function: tripeptidyl-peptidase activity; serine-type endopeptidase activity. The coding region runs from base 1 to 1827 and encodes 608 amino acids.
AUGCAUGCGACAACAACGCGCCGCGCCUUUGCCUCCCACCGGUGGACGCUAGCCGCCGACGCCACCGAUGCCACAGCGCUCACAUGGUCCAUGGGCCUCCAGGCCGCGAACCCGCGUCACCUCGAUGACGCCGUGGCCGAUGUCUCCGAUCCAACGCGGUCGACGUACGGUCGGUACUUGAACGUGGAAGCAGCGAAUGCACUCGUUGCACCGGCGCCUGAGACGCUUGAGGCCAUUCACGCCUGGCUCGGUCACCGACGCACGUCCUAUUGCGCAGCCACCAACAUCCUCACCGUGUUUAGCUCCGUGGGCGAGACGCGUCAGCUCUUCGGUACGGAGAUUGCGACCUUCCAGAGUGACGGACGUCGUAUCCUCCGGGCAUCGACAGAGAUGCAGCUACCCGAGCACAUCCACCGACACCUCUCGUUUGUGAGCCUCAACUCGGCGCCGCUGUCGUUGGCGCCACUACGCGCGACGAUCUCGAAGCGAGCCAGCAGCUACAUGACGCCGCUCAAGCUGCGCAAGCUCUACAACGUCCCGGCGAGCGCCCAUGUGACGCAGGCGACGCAGGGCAUUCCUGCCUUUUACGCGCAAAACUGGUCGCCGUCGGACCUCGCAGCCUUUGAGAACCUGCACAAACUCAUGCCGGCGCCCGUGCUGCAGCGCGGCAACCGGCGAAACAACCCACUGCCAGAGUACGCCACCGGCGAAGUCUCGCUCGAUUUGCAGUACAUUACGGCCAUGGCGCCCAACGCCACGACGACGGUGUGGACGAUGAACAGCACCAACCCGUUCUCGACCGACGACGAGCCGUUCGUGGACUGGGCCGCCGACGUCUUGAGCGACCCGCGUCCGCCGCUCGUGCACUCGCUCUCGUACGCAGACGACGAAGACCACAUCAUGGAGGUCGCGAAAGAGUACGCGCUGCACCUCGACACGCUGCUGCAAAAGAUGGCGGUGCGCGGCCUCACCGUGCUCGUGGCCAGCGGCGACGACGGCGUGGCAGGGCAACGCAUUCAUGCCAAGAAGAUGAGCAUCGACGCAGGCUGCGCCACGUCGGGGCCCCAGUGGCCGUCGUCCAGCCCGUACGUGACCUCGGUUGGCGCGACGCAGCUCGAUGCAAACGGCGUUGAAGUGGUGUGCUCGGGUGCGCUCCACGGCGGCAUCACGUCGGGCGGCGGCUUCUCCAACGUCUACCCCACGCCAGCGUACCAGAAGCCUGCCGUCGCGGCCUACCUCUCGUCCCAUGCGUGUCCAACGAAACCCGGCUUCUUCAACCCGCAAGGCCGAGCGUACCCCGACAUUGCCGUUCUGGGCGCCCAUUAUAGUGUGAUUGUCAACGGCAAAGUGAAGGGCAUCAGCGGCACGUCGGCGUCCACACCGGCCUUGGCCGGCCUCGUCACGCUCUGGAACGACCAACGACUCCGCGCUGGCCUCCCGCCCCUCGGGUUCCUCAACCCGCUCUUGUACCAGAUCGGCAGCAAGCACAACGCUGCGUUCUACGAUGUUGUCAGCGGCAAUAACGGCGCGGCCCGCAACGGCACCUACAGCUGUCCCAUCUCGUUUGCGGCGGGACCGGGUUGGGACGCGGUGAGCGGCUGGGGCACGCCGCGCUUCGACGUUCUCUCGACCCUCGUGGCGGCCAAGACGCAUCGCCCCCGUCUCACGAGCGAUCGCAGUAACUACUACACGAUCGCACUCGCGGGCCUCGGCCUUGCUGGCGCUGCUCUUCGUGCUCGUGCACCGCCGCCGCAACAACAAGCGCAAGCGUGCACGCUCGGGUCAUCGAUGCUUGAAAGCCUCGUGGAGGGCAAGUGGUGUAGCUAA